UAAUACCCGGUAGGUUUUUCCCCCCUUUCUGCUCCAUUAUUAGUUUACCGUUUUUCUCACUCUCUUCGGUUAUGUUUAUUCAUUUUAAUUACUCUUUUCCUUCAAUCCCCAUUUUCAUUUGGCGUAUAACAGUCACAAACGUCAUAGCUUCACCAACAACCUGCUUCUUCUUCUUCUUCUUCAGAGCUUCAAUGGCAGCAUUGGUUUGAAACCACUUUUACCCUUUUUCUUUUUGCAAGUCUAUUUGGGUAAUCAUAACUUUGCUGUUUCUGCUUUUUUAGUUGCUUUUUUAGCUAUCCACUACUUUGUUUGAGUUCAUUUGAAUUUGAUACCCCAUCGUGCUAUUUGUUACAGGGAAAUCAUUGCAAUUUUUUUGUUCUCAUUUCUCUUUCACCCAUUUGCUUUUUCGACCUGCAUUUUGAAAUUUCUUGUUCAAAUUUGUGAAUUACUUUUGCUUUCUUUUCUUCGGGUAAUUGUUUGUUUGUUUUAGAUCUUAAGCCAAUAAUUUGCCUUUGUUUUGCUGCUUUUUUGCGCUCUGUUUUCUAGGAAAGUUGUAUUUUAUAUUGUUUGGUUUUUGUUUUCUCUCUUUCUCGUUUCUUGUAAUUCUGGGAUUCCUUCAAAGUCCAGCAAAGCGAAUGACGGAGUAAAGAACAAAAAGAAGCUUGGUUUGGAGUGAGAAGGACUCUCUUUUGUUUCUGAAAUAUAAUAAAACCCUUUUUUGACUAAACUUCAAAAAUUCAAACCCUCCGAGUUUUAUCAACUUUUCUCGACAAUGUCUUUGGAAUCUGGUUUUUCCACUUCUCUUUUCCUUCACAUUCUCUUCUCCCUUUUUAUAUUGAUUUCAAAUUUGUCUGUCUAAGCUAUUUUUCUUUUCUUUUUCCUUUUCCCUCUUCUGGGUUCAAUAUAGUUUAAACCAUAGACGCACUGAGGGAGAAACAAGCCACUACAGUUGCAGAAACAUCUCGUUCUGUACCCUACAGACCUGACCUCUAAUGGAAGCUCUGUGGAUUUUCCGCUUCGUUUUGGUUAUGGGGUUGGUUUUUUCGCCCAUUAAUGGCGACCCAGUUGAAGAUAAGCUAGCUUUGCUUGAUUUUGUGAAGAAUCUCCCUCACUCUCGCUCUCUUAAUUGGAAUGCGGCUUCUCCGGUUUGUCAUUACUGGACUGGUAUAACUUGUAGUCAAGAUGAAUCUCGUGUUAUAGCUGUUCGUUUGCCCGGAGUUGGUUUUCACGGCCCGAUUCCACCGAAUACUCUCAGCCGGCUGUCGGCGCUGCAAAUAUUGAGUCUCAGAUCCAAUCGUAUAACUGGGGAUUUCCCUUUGGAUUUCUCGAAGCUUAGUAACUUGUCUUAUCUUUAUCUUCAGUUCAACAACUUCUCUGGGCCAUUGCCUUCCAAUUUCUCUGUCUGGAAGAAUCUCAUCUUUGUGAAUCUCUCUAAUAAUGGCUUCAAUGGUCAAAUUCCUAAUUCACUUUCUAAUCUAACUUCACUUACGGGUUUGAAUCUGGCCAACAACUCUCUCUCAGGAGAAAUACCUGACCUCCAAAUCCCCCGAUUGCAGGUUCUGGAUUUGUCUAACAACAAUCUGAGUGGGAGUUUGCCUAAAUCUUUGCAGAGAUUUCCAAGGUCUGUAUUUGUAGGCAAUAAUAUAUCCUUCGGAAGUUCUUUAUCAAACAAUCCUCCUGUACCGGCACCACUGCCCGUGUCGAAUGAAAAGCCGAAGAAGUCUGGGGGGCUUGGAGAAGCAGCAUUGUUAGGAAUUAUAAUUGCUGGUGGUAUAUUGGGACUUCUGGCAUUUGGCUUUCUAAUCCUUGUUUGCUUUUCAAGAAGGAAGAGGGAAGAUGAAUAUUCUGGGGAUCUUCAGAAAGGCGGAAUGUCGCCAGAAAAAGUGAUAUCAAGGACUCAAGAUGCAAACAACAGAUUGGUUUUCUUUGAAGGGUGCCAUUAUGCUUUUGACUUGGAGGAUCUGUUGAGGGCUUCUGCUGAGGUCUUGGGGAAGGGAACUUUUGGUACUGCCUAUAAAGCAAUUCUAGAGGAUGCCACCAUAGUUGUAGUUAAAAGGUUGAAGGAUGUAAGUGCUGGGAAACGUGAUUUUGAGCAGCAAAUGGAGAUUGUUGGCAGUAUCAGGCACGAGAAUGUGGCUGAAUUGAAGGCCUACUAUUAUUCCAAAGAUGAGAAGCUGAUGGUUUAUGAUUUCUUUGGUCAAGGAAGCGUCUCUGCAAUGUUACACGGUAAACGCGGAGAGGAAAAAACCCCAUUAGAUUGGGACACGAGACUGAGAAUUGCAGUUGGUGCAGCACGAGGAAUCGCCCGUGUCCAUGCUGAAAACGGCGGGAAGCUCGUGCAUGGAAAUGUGAAAUCGUCAAACAUAUUUCUGAACUCUCAACAGUAUGGAUGUGUGUCUGAUCUUGGACUAGCAACCAUAACAAGCUCGCUCUCUCCCCCUAUAUCUCGUGCUGCAGGUUACCGAGCCCCAGAAGUGACAGAUACUCGCAAGGCAACACAAGCUUCAGAUGUUUUCAGCUUUGGUGUCGUGCUCCUCGAGCUUCUAACUGGAAAGUCUCCGAUCCACGCAACAGGUGGCGAAGAGAUUGUCCAUUUGGUUCGAUGGGUUCAUUCAGUUGUAAGAGAGGAGUGGACAGCAGAGGUAUUUGAUGUAGAGUUGAUGAGGUAUCCCAACAUAGAGGAAGAAAUGGUUGAGAUGUUACAAAUAGCCUUAUCAUGUGUGGCCAGGAUACCUGAUCAAAGACCGAAAAUGCCGGAAAUUGUGAAGAUGAUCGAAAACGUUCGUCCAAUGGAAGCCGAGAACCGACCUUCCACGAAUCAAUUAGAAAGCUCAAUGCUGCCGCAAGCUGUUGAGACAGAAAAUUCAACCACUCAGUGAGUUGGAGCCUAUUUGUUCUUUUAGUUCCUUCUCAUAUUUAGUAUUUUGCCAAGUUUCUUUCUCUCUCUAUCUCCCUUUUUUAGAUUUGAAUCUCUUCUUCAGAUUCUAGUUUUGCAACAGUUAAUGAACUCAACUGUUAAACUUAUUUUACUUCAACUUGAUCUGAGUCGGCUGAAGAAAUUCAAAUCA
Messenger RNA from Cucumis melo (muskmelon), 3068 nucleotides. RefSeq names its product probable inactive receptor kinase At4g23740. The transcript is spliced from 2 exons. The record is from RefSeq and is a predicted model, not a curated record. Gene Ontology annotation, molecular function: protein kinase activity; ATP binding; protein binding. Lineage: Eukaryota; Viridiplantae; Streptophyta; Magnoliopsida; Cucurbitales; Cucurbitaceae. Gene Ontology annotation, biological process: protein phosphorylation. The coding region runs from base 993 to 2879 and encodes 628 amino acids.